Saxophila tyrrhenica is the source of this 1212-nucleotide messenger RNA. RefSeq lists its product as uncharacterized. Bases 1 to 1212 code for a protein of 403 amino acids. Gene Ontology annotation, molecular function: RNA endonuclease activity. NCBI's taxonomy places the organism in Eukaryota, Fungi, Ascomycota, Dothideomycetes, Mycosphaerellales, Extremaceae. Gene Ontology annotation, cellular component: nucleolus. The record is from RefSeq and is a predicted model, not a curated record. The transcript has a single exon. Gene Ontology annotation, biological process: endonucleolytic cleavage of tricistronic rRNA transcript (SSU-rRNA, 5.8S rRNA, LSU-rRNA); ribosome biogenesis.
AUGGCGGCCUCGACCUCAGCACCGCCGCUGAAAUUCACAGGCUCGAAAUAUCUGAUCCAGAGACUUAUCCUCGCCACUCUGACCGGACGAGCCAUACGAGUAUCGCAAAUACGGGCUUCUUCACACACUUCACCUGGUCUAGCAGCGCACGAAGUCUCUUUACUCCGACUCCUGGAAUCGAUCACGAACGGCUCUCAUAUCGAAUUCUCCUACACUGGCACAACGCUACUCUACAAGCCCGGCCUCAUCACCGGCGCCGCUGCCGGGCAUGGAACCACGACUGGAGGCGUCAUUCGCCAUGAACUUCCCGCCGACUGCACAAGGGGUGCUAGCUACUUUCUCAUCCCGCUCUGCCUGCUUGCGCCCUUCUCCAAGGCGCAGAUGAACGUCCUUCUCACUGGUCCGGGCGUGAUCACCAGCGCUACGGAGACGGGAGACGUCAGCGUCGAUACCGUGCGAACGGCUAUCCUGCCCUUAUUCAAGUCCUUCGGCAUCGAACGAAAUCUCGAACUCCGCAUUCUCCGUCGUUCCAACGUCGGUCGAGACGGCAAAGGUGGUGGCGGGGAGGUGCAGCUUGUGUUCGGUCACCAAGUGCGACUACCAAGGACCAUCCACCUGCUGGACGCUGGCCGAGUAAAAAAGGUCCGCGGCGUGGCCUACUCUACAGGAGUGGCGGGAGCCAAUAACGCACGGCUGAUCGAAGCGGCGCGUGGCGUGCUGAACGAGUUGAUACCAGACACGUACAUCUUCUCUGAUGUCUCGUCUGCGCCACUUGUCGCUGGACUGGAGAAGAACAACCCCAACGCAAAGCGCAAGACUGGCCUGGGCUUUGGGCUGAGUCUCGUGGCUGAGAGUAAUACCAACAUGCUCUAUUCUGCCGACAUCGCGAGCCCACCGCAAGGAGGAGAAGCGCCCGAAGACCUGGGGCGAAAGUGUGCUUAUCAACUUCUUGAAUCUAUCGAAGCAGGUGGUUGUGCUUCCGGGGUUGCAGCGACGAGUGUCUUGACACUUAUGGCGAUGGGCAGCGAAGACGUUGGCCGAAUUGCUCUGAGCAAAGAUGUCCUGGGCUCGGAAGAGGUUGUGCAGCUCGCAAGAGAUCUGAGGACGUAUGGUAUGAGUGGAUGGGGUAUGCGGGAGGGAGACGAAGAGGGUGAGGUGGUGGUGAGCAUUGUUGGAAAAGGCGUUGGGAAUGUUGGAAGGAAGAUUGCGUGA